Micromonas pusilla CCMP1545 is the source of this 1334-nucleotide messenger RNA. RefSeq lists its product as uncharacterized. Gene Ontology annotation, cellular component: cytoplasm. The record is from RefSeq and is a predicted model, not a curated record. The coding region runs from base 1 to 1275 and encodes 424 amino acids. NCBI's taxonomy places the organism in Eukaryota, Viridiplantae, Chlorophyta, Mamiellophyceae, Mamiellales, Mamiellaceae. The transcript has 3 exons.
AUGCACGACCCGCGCGCCCCCCCGGGGUCGGUCAUGCUCACCCCGACCGCGGGGUUCUGCCUCAAAGCCCAGCGCGAGCGGUGGAUCGAGGCUGGCGGGAAGGUCUUCAUCAACGUCUGCUCGCACGCGAGGAUAGACCCGGUGUGCGGCGCGAACCUCGCGCCGGUGACGACGGAACACCUGGACGCGUGGGGGCUCGCGAACGCGCGCGUGCCCGUCCUCGUCGGCCCGUCGCGCGCGAUGGUCGACGCGGAAGGCCGAGACGCGACCGCGGUGGACGCCAUCUUCCACCCGGACGUCGUGGAGCGCGCGUUGCGCGGCGGGAAGGGCGUCGCCGCGGCGCACUAUCGCGACUACCUCGUCGACAUCGCGGUCAAGAACGUGGAGGAGGACCACGGGAUCAAAGUGAUCAGGCGCGUUCUAUACACUGGGCGAUGGAGCGUGUUGGAGAACGCGCGGUAUAAGGGGCCGAACGGGGAGUGCUCGGAGAAGACGCACGUGUUUCCCGUGUUCGCGGGGGACGGCGGCGGCGGCGGCGGCGACGACGCGGCGGCGGCGGGUGGGGGGAGGGACGCGUCGUCGAGCGAGACGACGACGACGGCGGCGGCGGCGGCGACGACGAAGCGCGAACCGAGCGGGAGACGCUGCGACGGCGCCGCCGUCAUCAAGAAGGGCUUCCUGACCGGCUCCUCCGGCGCGGGCGCGGAGCUCUACCCCGACGGCUCCGCGGAGGGCAUCCCGAAGCCCGGGGAGCAGUACGACCCGCUCGGGCACAUCCCGGAGAGCGUGCGGAGUAAGUGUCACGUCGUCGACACGGGGGCGAUCACCGGGGAGGACUUUCGCGCGGUGACGAACGAGUACGCCGCGACCGGGAGGCUGGACACCGCGAAGAGAGGGGUGUACGCCAAGGGGAGCGAGCCCGGGAGCGGGCCGAGGGAGAUCGGGACCGGGCACCCGUCGCGCGUUCGCGGCGUCGCGGCGGCGAAGACGAAGGCGCCGUCGAAAACGCCCCCGGCGGCGAGGACAGAGCCGGCGCACGUCGUCGCGGAGACCACGCUCGGCGGCGAGCUCGCGAUCGAGGUGCGCGUGCAGCUCCCGAUGUUGAAGGGCGGCCUGGACGCGGUCGACCUGGACGUCGGCGCGGACGUCCUCGCGCUGCGAUCGGAGGAGUACGACUUGAAACUGAAGCUCCCGCGCGCCGCGCGCGCGGAGGACGCGAAGGCGAAGUUUUCGUCCAAACGCAUGGAGCUCAAGGUCACGAUCCCGACGACGUGACGCGACGAUAGCACGACUACGAUAGACUAAGUUAUGACAACACGACGCGAAACCCUAGU